Molecule: messenger RNA, 1802 nt
Organism: Chara braunii
Lineage: Eukaryota; Viridiplantae; Streptophyta; Charophyceae; Charales; Characeae
Source: the annotation of a GenBank genome assembly
UCGGGGCCAGAAGGUAGUUGAAACUCGUGAGACCAAUUCGAAUCCGUGAUUGCCCGAGUGCAGCGCAUCAGUCCGUGCGCAGGGCAGAAGAGCAAUUUACGGAAAGGCGAAACAAACAACAAACGACGGAACUUUAACCGAGCCAAGAACGGAGAACACAGCCUUUGUGGAUCCUUCAACAGGUCCCAUGUGAAUGGAAGACAGCAUGUCGGAUGGAUGUCGAGCUCAAGCCUGUCCUGCCCUUCCAAAUUCAUUAUUAUCAAUUCAUCAAGUCAUCAAGUCAUCAAGUCAUCAAGUCCAGCACACGCUGCGAACCCAAUGCCCCUUGCACUCCGGAGCUUGCACGUGUUGCCACCGAUUACUGUACCCGACUACUACAGUAAGAGAGAGGGAGGUGGUGAAACGCAGGCAGGCGAAGUUGUGAAUCUUCUGAAAUGGAGUUGAAAUUGCUGUGCAAGCUCAUGCUGGGACUAGUAGCAGUGAUCGCACUCGGUCUAGUAGGUGGUGCAAGUGCUGAGGUACACAAUAAAACCCUCGACUUCAGCCUACUGGACCCUAACUACCCUUGCUAUUCGCAAAUUCUGCUAGUGGUACUGUCCUGCAGCAACGAUCCCAACCGCACUGAAGACUGCUCCAGGGUGUGCAGCACCACUUCGGCUGCACUGCUCAAUUGCACUGUGGGCAGAGCCGACGACGUGACCCUCCAAGUACUAUCCUCCGAGCCCUACUUACAGAUUUGUGCCCCUGGCGCAAUUAAUAACCCUUCUGCUUUGGGCGACGUGGCCCCACAGAACCACCCUUGCAUUGCACCCAUUCUGCAAGCGGUGGCUGCCUGUUCUGAUCAGCUCAACGCCACCGAACAAUGCUCCACCGGCUGCAGUGCCGCUGCAACUGCGGUGCUGGCCUGCGUCGCUGACAAGAGCGACGACAUGAGCCUGGCAGUUCAAUCUCAGCAACGAAUACAGCUUUGUGGUGCUGGAGCAUACAAUGCUCCUGGGCCGCCGCCUGCUGACAAUGUCAUUUCUGUGCCGCCGCCUCCUGACAGCAAUGCUUUUUUUGUGCCGCCUCCGCCUCCGCCUCCGCCGCCGCCCGCGGACGAUGGUUCUGGCGGGCCCCAAAUGCCACCUGACUACCCUUGCAGAUCGCAAGUCCUGACUGCAGAUUAUGCGUGUGCUAAUGAGCCCAACAAGACCGAAGACUGCUCCGAGGAGUGCAAAGCUGCCUCGCCUGUGCUUAGUGAUUGCAUACGUGGCAGAACGGACGUCUUCAGCGACAAUCUAUCGACCUGGACAGUGUUAGACGUUUGUGGUAACGGAGCAAUCAAGGGCUGGGAUGCGACGCUGUGGAAACAGGUCUCCAAUCACACUUGCAAUGCCAGCAUUCUGGGAGUAAGUCCUGUAUGUCGAGACAUCGCAAGGAGUGAAAAUUGCACAAGCGAGUGCAAGACUGCAUCCAGACAAGCGCUGGCAUGUGUUAAGAACAAAAAGGACGAAGUGAGCACCAAAGUACGAUCGGAGGAAAUGUUUCUGCGAUGUAGUGCGGCGGCUUCAGCGGUUUGGCUCAGUGCCAGCACAAUAAGUAUUGCUGCCCUCAUUCUCAUCGUUGAUUUGCUUCUCCGCUUGUCUUAGACAUGCCAGCUCCAAUUCUCCCUUAGUAGUAGUACAAAGGGAGGGAAAAAAAAAAGAAAAAAAAAAGAAAACAGAGAGAACCUGGUCCAGCGGAGAGCUAGAUUCACAAUACUUCUUCGUAUUCGUUGAUUUUCGGCUAGUUCAAGCUGCUCACAGCACUGCAGCCUUUACCAC